Messenger RNA from Pocillopora damicornis (cauliflower coral), 2058 nucleotides. Its product is annotated as replication factor C subunit 1. Gene Ontology annotation, cellular component: nucleus; DNA replication factor C complex. Lineage: Eukaryota; Metazoa; Cnidaria; Anthozoa; Scleractinia; Pocilloporidae. Gene Ontology annotation, biological process: DNA replication; DNA repair. The record is from RefSeq and is a predicted model, not a curated record. Gene Ontology annotation, molecular function: ATP binding; ATP hydrolysis activity; DNA binding.
UCAUGGGACGGGAUCCUGGGGAGAGUAAACUUUCCAAGGAGAACCAAGUCUGUUAUGGGUAGACAAAUAUCGGCCUCGUGCAGUGAAGCAGAUUAUUGGUCAGCAGGGUGAUAAGAGCAACAUGAGAAAGCUGAUGAACUGGCUGAGAGACUGGGAAAAGAACAGAAAGAAACCAGCCUCUAAAUCUUCCUUUUUCAACAAAGAUCAAGAUGGGUCUUCCUGUAAGGCAGCUCUUCUGUCCGGUUCCCCAGGAGUUGGAAAAACAACAACAGCUACACUGGUUUGUGAAGAGCUUGGUUUUACGUACAUUGAAAUGAAUGCCAGUGACACACGGAGCAAAAAGACCUUGGAAGAACACAUUUCUCAUUCACUGAGCAAUAAAACCAUGGAUGGCUUUCUUACAGGUCAAAAAGCAGACCCCAGUAAACAUGUUCUCUUAAUGGAUGAAGUUGAUGGAAUGGCAGGAAACGAGGACAGAGGAGGAAUGCAGGAACUCAUAUCACUGAUAAAGAGUUCAAAGAUACCCGUCAUCUGCAUGUGUAAUGACAGGAACAGUCCCAAAAUGCGCAGCUUGGCAAAUUACUGUUUUGAUUUGAGAUUUCAGAGACCUCGAGUUGAACAGAUCAAGGGAGCCAUGAUGAGCAUAGCAUUUAAAGAAGGACUCAAGAUACCACCCCAGGCCAUGGAGCAGAUUAUUUUAGGGGCAAACCAGGAUGUCCGACAGGUUCUUCACAACUUGUCGAUGUGGACAGCUAAGGAGAAGUCGCUUAAUUACGACCAGGCAAAGGAAGAGGCAGCCAAGGCACAAAAAGACAUCAAAAUGGGCGCUUUUGAUGCUGUGAGGAGACUUCUCUCUGGAGCUGAGAGUUCGAAGAUGAAUUUGAUUGAAAAAUCCGACAUGUUCUUUUGUGAUUACUCCAUGAUGCCUCUUUUUAUGCAAGAAAAUUACCUCAUGGUUGACCCAAGUCAGAGCCGUGGUGAUAUCAAGAAGACACUGUCACUCGUUAGUCAGACCGCCGACUCCAUUUGUGACGGAGAUCUGGUGGAAAAACUUAUCAGGCAAGGAGGCAACUGGUCCAUGUUACCCAUGCAGGCCAUGUUUUCGUGUGUGAUCCCAUCGACCUUGAUAAGCGGGGGAAUGGGUCAGAGGAUUGAGUUUCCUCAGUGGUUGGGUAAAAAUUCCAAAUAUGGCAGGAUGGACCGCAUGCUACAAGAACUGAAGGGUCACAUGAGAUUAAGCACAUCUGGGAGCAAGUUGUCUAUGAACAUGGAUUACAUUCCUCAUCUCAGAAAAGUCCUUACCAGGCCCCUUAUGACUCAGGAAUCAGACCAGAUUAACCCUGGCGUGUCCAGGGUCAUGCAAGUAAUGGAGAACUAUGACUUAACCAAAGAAGAUUGGGAUUCUAUCAUUGAAGUUGGUCAAUUUGAAGGACAAAGGGAUCCAGUUGCGUCAAUUCCAUCAAAGGUGAAAGCUGCAUUCACGCGCACCUACAAUAAAGAAAGUUUCAAGACACCUUACGCCAUCCGCGCAGCGCCAAAGAAGGGACGGAGAGGCGGCGCAGAGGACGAACAAAUGAUGGAGGAGGCGGGCGAGGGAGAUGCGUCAGCGGUAGAACCACAAAAUGACGACAAUGAUGACCUGGAGAAUAACCCCAUGAUAAAGGCGUCAAAGAAACCAGCCAAAGCAGCAGCAAGCGGUAGGAGUAAAGGCAGAAAAUCAAAGGAGUCUGUUAAGAAAGAAGCGCCAACAUCCAAGGGAAAAGGACGAGGGAAGAAUAGGAAAUGAUCAGUUUGUGCAGGGAAGCGCACCUUCAUCGGGGAAAUAAUCGUGGGACUAGUAUAUCAUAGAAAUAUAAUAACAUCUAUGAGUGGAUGAAAAAUAUGGAAAAGUUGAAAGAAAACAUGACAAAGCCAUGAGAUAUCCAAUACGUUGUUGUACUCAUACAAAAAUAACAUGGCUGAAUUUUAUAAUCGUGUAAGAAACUUUCACUUGUGAAGGUGUUGUGACAUAUACUAUCGCCAAUCGUAUAAUUUGUUUUAAUAAAAUUGUGACUCGUA